CGUCAGUCUGUCUUCCUUUGCUCCUAUGUACCUAUGCGUUUGUACACAAAACCAAGCAAGAAAGAAGAGUGAGAGAGACAAGGGGAGAGUUUUUCUCCUUUUAUUUGUUCCUUGCUAGUGCGGCAGCACCAUAGCACCUCGUGCACAAGUGACUAGAGUUGUUUACAAAGGGAGAACGCCUGGACUGGCCUUUGGCUUCAAUUCAGGUCUUCCAUUACACUGUUUGUUCGGAUGUCUUCCCAGCUACUCCCGGCUAGGAUUAUGCAAGUCAUCUACCCGUCAACUAGAAUAACCUUUCGCCUAUAAAUGGGACGAAUUUCAGUGUUAACAUCACCGCUCUUCACAACUGACGUACUUACAGUGUACAUUCAUCGACAAAGAAGAAUUAACCAACUUUGGCCGCAAAUGUCGCCAUUACUGUGUGUGGCUUUGCUGCUCACGGUGACAUGUCAUGGCGAUACACAGCAGACGUCGCUUCCGGUUGUCCAGACUCGGCUGGGAGCAAUCAGCGGAAGGAUGCUGACUGCCAAGAACGGGAGACAAUACGAAGCUUUCCGAGGCAUUCCGUACGCCAAGCCACCUGUAGGAGACCUGCGCUUCUCUAAGCCCCAGCCUCAGCCUCCUUUUGACCAGGGACGAUUUGAUGCCAGCGAGUUUGGAAAAAUGUGUUGGCAGCAACUCUCGGACCCGGGGAAUGUUGACGUGUCCACAAUGAGCGAGGAUUGUCUUUCCCUCAACAUUUUCAGACCUGUGGCAACAUCCACUGGAUCUUCCCAAAGAGAUUUGCUGCCAGUGUUUGUUUUUAUUUACGGGGGAGCAUUUGUGAGGGGCAGCUCUUCGGUGUUUGAUCCCAGUCAGCUUGUAACGGAAGGAAACUUCAUCACAGUAACACUUAACUACCGUCUGGGCGCCAUUGGAUUCCUCAGCACAGGAGAUUCAAGACUUGCGGGCAACUACGGUCUGUGGGACCAGCAACUAGCCAUCACGUGGGUCAAGAACAACAUCCAAGCGUUUGGGGGUGACCCUGGUCACAUGACAAUUGGGGGACAAUCGGCGGGGGCUGUGAGUGUGUCUUUCCACACCUUGUCUUCUUUCUCAAAGGGACUUUUCAGCAAAGCAAUAAUGCAGAGCGGUUCCGCCACAUCGACAGGUGCGUUGCAGAGAGAACCUCUACAGAACUUGCUCAACUUGGCUCGUGAUGUCAGCUGUCCACUUCCUGGCUCAUCGCUACCCUCCGGCGCUGUUUCAUCGGACCAGGACCUGUUGAACUGUUUGAGGAAAGUGUCCCCUCAGGAACUUAUGACUGUACGGAACGCAGGUAAAACACUGGCGGUGUCAGCAAUACAAAUUGUCUUCGCGCCGAGUGUGGAUGGAGAGAUAGUUGCCAAAGACCCUGCUGAUAUGAUAAAAGAAAAGGAAUAUCUCACACAGAUCGGAUUCUAUGAGCGAGACUACCUGAGUGGAUGUGUCAACAACGAAGGAGCUUUUUUCUAUAGACAAGUACAAGCACUGACGGGUAACGUGUCAUACAUCACCAACCCUGAUCUCUACGACCGAGACCUCGUCCCUUUUUUGAUAGAAUCAAGGUUUGGAAGAAGUUCAUCAUCAGCGGAAGAAGUGUUGAAAUUCUUUUACACCUUCCCAAGAUAUCCAGGCACUACACAGCUGGACCUGAAGUCGGUGCUCGACACAGUAGGAGAUGCGCUUUUCUACGUUCCGGUCAUCGAAUUCGCUCGCGCUGUGGCCCGAGGUCAAAGGUCAGAUCGUAGAAAUCUCGUCUACUUAUUCGAACACUACCCUGCCUUUGACGUCAUAGGGGACCUUGGCACUCCCCAUGGAGGGGACUUAAUCUACGAGUUCGACUUGAAUCGUCCGUUCAUUGGAAAUGCCAGCCUUUGGACGAGCGAGGAUGAACAUCUGCGCAACGUGUUCAUCUCAACGAUCUCAGGCUUCGUAAAGACAGGGAACCCAGUGACACAACUCCAGAGUUAUCUACAAGACAGAUGGAGAGAUUUCGACCUCAGUGAUGAAAGCUAUUUGUCCAUAAAGUCUGACUCCUUGAUGCUGCAAAAUCAUCUUCAUGCAACAACAGCCUCAGUUUGGAUUGACCUCCUUCCAGCUCUACUUGAUCCAGUUUCAUUUCUGAGAAAUUCUUCCUCGACUCACGUGCCAACACUGUCAGAAUUAAUAGAUGAUACAUAUGCUGCAGUAUACGAGGAACGCUUAAACGAAGCUAAAAAGGCGUUGACAGUUGACACAACAACAAUUGCACCUUUGUUACGGGGUAAAACAUUAGAAGUUGGCCUCUUUCUAAACCACAAACUGCACAGAAAAUCUGUCAAGAUGUUACUUUACCUCCUUGUUGUUGUUAGUAUGCUCAGCGUCACACCCACACGUUCCCAGAUCACAUCGACGACAUCUCCGCUUCCGGUUGUCCAGACUCAGCUGGGAGCAAUCAGCGGAAGGAUGCUGACUGCCAAGAACGGGAGACAAUACGAAGCUUUCCGAGGCAUUCCGUACGCCAGGCCACCUGUAGGAGACCUGCGCUUCUCGAAGCCCCAACCUCAUCCUGCUUUUGACCAGGGACGCUUUGAUGCUGGAGAAUUUGGAAACGUUUGUUGGCAGAAAUCCACAAGUAUGUCACAGGCCACUGGGUGGAUAAUGAGUGAGGACUGUCUCUUUCUCAAUGUCUUUAGGUCGUCUGGUACCUCACGACGGAACUUGCUUCCAGUAUUUGUUUUCAUUCAUGGCGGAGCCUUUUUAGGAGGCAGUUCUGACAUACACAUUGUUGGAGGGCUUGUAACCAAAAGCAGCAGCAUCGUCGUGACAUUGAACUACCGCCUUGGUGCCCUCGGCUUCCUCAGCACGGGCGACCCGACGCUUCCUGGUAACUACGGCCUGUGGGACCAGCACCUGGCCAUCCAGUGGGUCAGGGAAAACAUUCAAGCUUUCAACGGGGACCCUGACAAGAUCACCAUCGGGGGCGAGUCAGCGGGGUCAGCCAGCGUUGCGUACCAGACCUUAACGCCUUUGUCACGAGGGCUGUUCUCCAGAGCCAUCCUGCAGAGCGGCACCGCCACGUCGUCAUGGGCGCUCCAGAGAAAGCCGCUGGACCAGGCACAGAAGCUGGCACUCAACCUCACCUGUCCGUCUCCACGCUCUACCACAAGCACCGGGGAUGCAGCAAUCAACGCAGAUUUUCUGUCCUGUGUGAGGAGGGCGUCCCCUCAACAAAUCAUUUUAGCCUCAUCUCAGGAGACAACCUUAGCAAGGGCAGCUCUGGACUUUGUGUUUGUACCAACAGUGGAUGGUGAAUUUGUGAUGAAAAACCCUGCAGACAUGUUGACCGACACUGAAUAUCUACAACAGAUCGGGUUCUACGACAGAGACUACCUCAGUGGUUGCGUCAACAACGAAGGAGGGCUACUCUCCUCUCUGGUGCUGCAGUUUAUGCCCAACGACUCAGUGAUCCUGAAACCAGAAUUCUAUGACCUUGAUCUCGUGCCCCUUCUGAUAGAACAGAAGUUUGGAAAUACCUCAGCAGUUGUGGAAGAAGUGGUCAAGUUUUUCUAUACUUACCCGAGAUAUUCAGACAUUGCGCUGCUGGACAAGAAACAAGUGCUGGACACUGCAGGAGAUGCUGGUUUCUACGUGCCACUCACAGAAUUCGCACGCGCUGUGGCCAGGGGUCAAAGUUCAGCGCGAAGAAACCUGGUCUACUUUUUUGAGCACUACCCCGCAUAUUUCUCAGAUGGAUACCUGGGUACACCACACGGGUAUGACCUGAUGUACGAGUUUGACAUUGAUUUGUUUGUACUCAACACUAGUCUCUGGACUGCUGAUGAUGAUCGCCUUCGUGAAGUCUUCAUGUCGGUGAUCGUGGAUUUUGUGAAAUCAGGAAAUCCCAAAAGCGCACUUCGAUCAUCUUUACAAGAUGGGUGGACGGACUUCAACCUCAUCGACGAGAGUUAUCUGUCUAUUAAAGCCAACUCCUCAUCAAUACAGCAUCAUUUCCGCCCACGCGAGACCUCGCUGUGGCUCGACCUACUUCCAACUCUCCUGGACCCAGCGUUUAACCAGACAAACCACUCGACAUCCCACGUGCCGACUUUGUCCGAGUUGAUAGGCUGACCAACUUGCCAGAAAAAGCUCUAACCAUUGUGUACUCAGUGUUUUGUGUCAUGAUGAAUGCCAAAUUGUGUUUGUUAGGGUCUCAGUAAUGAAGUAAUAAAAACUAAUUAUGUCUCUGAUGGACUCGCAACCUUUUGCAUCCCAAUCUUACGUUAUACGAGUCUCUGCAUUACCCAGUUAGCACUUUUCAUAAAUGUUUUAUUAUCAUAUUUUUCAGAGGUAAACUAUUAUUUUAAGUAUUUCUAAUACCUUUGUUAAAUACCAGAAAAAAAUCAGUCCUCUAGAAACAACGUGAAAGUGAAAUAAAGUCAUUUGCAAAAGUU
This is a messenger RNA of Pomacea canaliculata, 4454 nucleotides long. Its product is annotated as neuroligin 4-like. Lineage: Eukaryota; Metazoa; Mollusca; Gastropoda; Architaenioglossa; Ampullariidae. The coding region runs from base 307 to 4131 and encodes 1274 amino acids. The record is from RefSeq and is a predicted model, not a curated record. The transcript has 15 exons.